AUGGGUUUCUCAGAGGCAUUUCAUCAAACAGAUACGGUGGGCUCUGAAAGUUGGGUUUUUUCUGCACUCAGAGGUCCUCUGAAGCCCGUCUUGACGAAAAUGCCGCCGGAGAAAAGUGUUGCCGCCUGUGAAGGAGAUGAUGAGCUGGCGACGACCCCAAAAUCCGAGGAAUCGAGGAUUCCGAGGAGUUUGAUCUGCCCGCCGGCUCCGAAAAAACGAAAAUCGGCUCCCUCGAAGAAGUCGUGUCGGGUUAGGGAGUUUUUUAAUCCGCCGGAUUUGGAGUCGAUCUUCAUACGCCGUGUCGAGGGAGCUCGAUUUUGA
Messenger RNA from Striga hermonthica, 321 nucleotides. Lineage: Eukaryota; Viridiplantae; Streptophyta; Magnoliopsida; Lamiales; Orobanchaceae. The record is from the annotation of a GenBank genome assembly.